Chara braunii is the source of this 3142-nucleotide messenger RNA. The record is from the annotation of a GenBank genome assembly. Lineage: Eukaryota; Viridiplantae; Streptophyta; Charophyceae; Charales; Characeae.
CGUUGACGUUCACAGACUUCCAGUGGAUGCCCGUUCCCUCGACCGGACGAUUGUCGAAACCGCAUUGCAAUGUGCUCAUGGCACAACUGCGGGACUACUUGCACACUGCAGUACCAGCUCCGUUGAUGGACGUCGGAGCAGAGGUUGUCAACCUUCACGCUUACCUCGCGAAGAUCGACCGCGAGUUCAAGACGCAACGGUACGACGACAUCGACGCACCAUUGCUAUACGUACGCAUUCAGAUUGGAGAGGGGACCUGCAGUGCCUUGAUCGAUUGCGGAGCGUCUCGCAACUACAUCAGCCAGGACUUCAUGGUGCGCGCCGGCCUUGGCCCACGCGUCCGGAGGAAGUCCCAGCCUACGCAAGUCACGUUGGCGGACGGUCACACGCACAAGUCAAUCGACCGGUGCAUUGACAACGUCCCAGUGUACUUUGCCCCUCACGCAAGUGAGGCGGUGUCCUUUGACAUUCUGGACACCAAAUUUGACAUGAUCUUGGGCAUGUCAUGGCUGCGAAGCGAGGAUCACCCGAUGAACUUCUUCCACCGCACCGUUCACAUUCGUGAUCGGAACGGAGUACGAGUUCCAUGCAUGGUGCCUCUUCCUCAUCCUUCGAUCAGCUGCCACGUGGUAUCCGCCGCAUGCAUGCGAGCUUCCAUCAUCAGAAACGACAUCGAGGAGAUGGGGGUGUGUCUCCACGCCCUCCCGCCCCAUGACGCUUCAUCGACGGACUCACCUUCGGAUCCAGGCAUCACCGAACUUCUCAACGCCUACAGCGACGUGUUCGAGGGCCCGCACGGAGUAGUACCGGAUCGACCCAUCCGCCACGAAAUCAUCCUCGAGGACGGGGCCGUACCUCCGCGCGGUUGCAUCUACCGAAUGAGCGAGGAAGAGUUAAGUGUGCUCCGCGCACAACUUGACGACCUUCCAGAGAAAGGCUGGAUUCGGCCUAGCUCAUCGCCAUACGGUGCUCCUGUUCUCUUCGUCCGGAAGAAGAACAAGGACCUGCGGUUGUGCAUCGAUUAUCGCAAGCUCGACUUGCAGACGAUCAGGAACGUCGACCCUCUCCCACGCAUCGAUGACCUUCUCGAGCGAUUGGGUGGCUCCCAGUUCUUCUCUAAGCUGGAUCUCAAGUCAGGGUACCACCAACUCGAGAUUCGCAAGGAGGAUCGCUACAAGACCGCGUUCAAGACACGGUAUGGGCAUUUCGAAUGGCUGGUCAUGCCGUUUGGCCUUACGAAUGCCCCAGCCACUUUCCAAGCGGCUAUGACAACGGAGUUCCGACACAUGCUGGAUCGGUUUGUACUCAUCUACCUCGACGACAUCUUGGGUUAUGUCUUAGGUCAAUAUGCAUUGACUUGGGCUCUCAAAAAUCCAAACAGAAUUGUGAAACUGGCAAUCCUCAACACCCCUCUGACCCCCUCUGCCUCGCUUCCGGCUCCUCUUCAGCAGCUAAGGCUACCUUUCAUUGGUGAAUUUGCUUCUCAGAAUGCGGUCCUACCAGAACGGUUUGUCGAAGGGAGCAGCAGGUAUGUGUUGGACAUUGAAGACGCGGAUGUUUACAGGCUACCUUAUCUCGAUAGCAGUGAUGCUGGUUUUGCAAUGCUGGAGGUGAUGAGAAAGGCACCUCUCAAGGAGCUCGAGAAUCGCAUCAAGGAUGGAUUUGCAGAACGCAGGUGGGAAGUACCAACGGCUGUGAUCUGGGGAGAGGAUGACAAGUAUCUGUCGCAGUCGGAAGCCUCAACCUUUGCAUCAUGGAAUUCGAAAAUGGUGACAACAAGCAUUCUGUCAGGAGCAGGACAUCUACCGCAAGAGGACUGGCCUGAGAAAGUGGUUGAAGCUUUGGUGAAGCUAUUCGGAAAGUGAAAAUUCAAACGAAUUGCUGCAGAGACUCUCUUUGAGUAAUCAAGGAACUUCGCUGCCCCAUCCGCAGACAGGGAGCUCCAUCCAGGCUGUCUGACCCAGCCAGGUUAAAAAAGAGAAGGGAGGGGGGGGAGGUGUAAAAGGUAGUGUGAGCGGGGUGUAAACAGGGUGUAAAAGGGUGUAAAAGGGGUGUAAAAAGGGCCCAAAGCGGGCGUAAAGGGGUGGAGCGCAUCCGUCCGCGUGGAAAUCUGGAUGGAUAAGACAGAGAAGGCAGACGGAGACAUCGUUUCACGCUGGAUCUUACAAGAGAUCUGUAACGAAGCUAAUGAUUAUUGUGUCCAUGGAGCCCAUCCCAUGUCCAACCUUAUUUCCAACGAGUGCCUGCGGACUUCACUGGGGGUCUGAAGGGGGUGUAAAGGGGGUGUAAAGGGGCUUGAGAGGGAUUUCGAAGGGAGUGCAUUGUAGCCGUCAACUGGGAGUCUGAAGGGGGUGUAAAGGGGUUGUAAAGGCGUUGUAAAGGGGCUUACGAGGGAUUUAAAGGGAGUGAAUUGUUGUGAAUUUAGAGGGAUUUAAACUUUAAAGGGAGUGAAUUGUUGUGAAUUUAGUUUUUCGAUUCUCGUUGUUUUUUUUUUUUUGUUUUUUUUUUUGUUUUGUUUUUCCCCUUUUAGUCUUUAGAUUCCUGAAGGUACAUCGGAGCAGCUUCAUCCAAAAUAAGAAGUUUGUUUUCACAUUUAUUAAAUUUUAUUUACUAUUUUUCCAGGUUUAGUUUUGAUUGGAGAUCUUUCAAAAUAUAUUUUUUUUAAUUUUAGUUAAAUUUUGAUUUUGCAUAUCCUGAUGCACAGGCGGUGCAGACGACUUUAUUCCCCAGGGGCAUGGUCCCAUGGAAAAACUUUUCAGCUUUUUCGAAGACUCUUAGGAAGAACUGGCCAAGAUGAUUGGAUUUCACGCCUGAAUGUGGAAGAAGUGUUUGCAGAGGUGCAGAAGAUCGUGAUGGAUCCGCUUUUCUGCAUUUUGUGAUACAUAUCCAGAUUCAGUCAGGCCCUUAAUGCAAUUCUGGUUGCUGAGGAUGUGACCCCCCCCCCCCAGGUUGGGAUCUGGGGUUGAGACAUCGAACUCGAGGCCCGGGCAAAAAGUAGCUGCAAGAAGAACACCCGCAAACCAUUCGUUCGGUUUUUGGGACGUUUUUUCUUUUCUUUUCUCUUCUUUCUUUUUGUCCUUCAGGACAUCCGUUAAAAUUGGAAUGGAACAAUACACAGAAGAUUAGCGUGGCCCCUGCGUAG